Molecule: messenger RNA, 2592 nt
Organism: Chelonoidis abingdonii (Abingdon island giant tortoise)
Lineage: Eukaryota; Metazoa; Chordata; Testudines; Testudinidae
Gene: GPT2
Product: glutamic--pyruvic transaminase 2
Biological process (GO): biosynthetic process
Molecular function (GO): transaminase activity; pyridoxal phosphate binding
Source: RefSeq, a predicted model, not a curated record
ACUGGUGGUCUGGCUGGUGCAAGCUCUGUUACUUUUGCAUGGGAAAGCGGGCUACUAGUAGCAGAGGCUCGAGUGUGUGUUGGUUUGCAGGUCUGGGCUAAAUGGCUUUUCCCGGGACAAUAUAUUAAUGCAGAGAUCCCUUUUGCUUUUAAUUUUCCCCCCAACGCUAAGCUAUUGCAAUGGUGGGAUUUAAUGAUAACGUGGUAGCAUUGCAAGAUCAGUUGUGUGUUUAUUGCAGUUAAGUUUCAAGAAUCUGAAUGUGGGGGAGACUGCAGAGAACUGAGUAUGCACUUCGGCUACCCGCCAGGAACAUGCAUCGGUUUGCAGUGCUUGCCAAGCAAACUGCGGCAAGCCCGGGCUGUAAAGGGCCAGGGUCCUGCAGGAAUGGAAGGAGAGACGUGUCUUUGCGAUGCAUUGCCUCGCUAGUGGAGGGGAAACAGCACCAGCAGCGCUUUACCCAGCGUACUCGCCCGCGGAGAGAAGGACUCGUACGUUGGAACAGCACUGCUGAGGCCUCUGCAGUGAAAAUCAACGAGAAGACGAGCAGGGAGAAAAUCCUGACGCUGGAGUCCAUGAACCCCCAGGUGAAAGCGGUAGAAUACGCCGUGAGGGGCCCCAUUGUCCUGAAAGCUGGCGAGAUCGAGAAGGAGCUGCGGAAGGGAAUCAAAAAGCCUUUUACUGAGGUCAUUAAGGCCAACAUUGGUGAUGCACAUGCAAUGGGACAGCAGCCCAUCACUUUCCUUCGUCAGGUGGUUGCACUUUGUACAUACCCAAACCUAUUGGACAGCCCAAGCUUCCCAGAAGACUCUAAGAGGAGAGCCAGACGGAUCUUGCAGGGGUGUGGAGGGAAUAGCUUAGGGUCUUACAGUGCCAGUCAAGGUGUAAAUUGCAUCCGUGAAGAUGUUGCAGCGUACAUUGAAAGACGAGAUGGAGAAGUUCCUGCAGAUCCAGAUAAUAUAUACCUUACCACAGGGGCUAGUGAUGGAAUUGCUACUAUUCUAAAGAUCCUGGUCUCAGGAGGAGGGAAAUCCCGAACUGGAGUGAUGAUCCCAAUCCCACAAUACCCCUUGUAUUCAGCAGCCAUAUCUGAACUAGAUGCCAUCCAGGUGAACUAUUACUUGGAUGAAGAGAAUUGCUGGGCACUAGAUGUGAAUGAACUUCGUCGUUCCUUGAAUGAAGCCAAAGCAUACUGUAAUCCAAAGGUUCUGUGCAUCAUCAACCCAGGAAAUCCCACUGGUCAGGUUCAAAGUAGAAAGUGCAUUGAAGAUGUUAUACAUUUUGCUUGGGAGGAGCAACUCUUUCUUUUGGCUGAUGAGGUUUAUCAAGAUAACAUUUACUCAGAAGAAUGUCAGUUUCAUUCCUUCAAAAAGGUUCUGUAUGAGAUGGGACCAGAGUACUACACCAAUGUAGAGCUAGCAUCCUUCCAUUCCACCUCCAAGGGAUACAUGGGCGAAUGCGGUUACCGAGGAGGUUAUAUGGAGGUCAUUAACUUGCAUCCAGACAUAAAAGGACAGCUUGUUAAACUUCUCUCUGUUCGCCUCUGUCCUCCAGUCUCUGGACAGGCAGCUAUGGAUAUCGUAGUGAAUCCUCCAGUACCUGGGGAAGAAUCGUAUGCACAGUUCAUUAAGGAAAAGGAGUCUGUUUUGAACAAUCUUGCCCAAAAAGCCAAGCUAACAGAAGACAUGUUUAAUAAAGUGCCAGGAAUUCACUGCAAUCCACUUCAAGGAGCUAUGUAUGCCUUCCCAAGGAUAUUUAUCCCUUCCAAAGCCAUUGAGGCAGCAAAGGCUCAUGAAAUGGCGCCUGAUUUAUUCUACUGUAUGAAACUUUUGGAAGAAACUGGAAUCUGUGUUGUACCUGGCAGUGGAUUUGGCCAAAGAGAAGGAAGUUAUCACUUCAGAAUGACCAUUCUCCCUCCAGCAGAGAAGCUGAAGAUUGUGCUGGAGAAAGUGAAAGACUUCCACAUACAGUUUCUUGAAGAAUAUGCAUGAAAGAGAUGCAGACUCUUCCCCUCCCUUCCCAAAGCAAAUGCAGAAAAUGAACAAUAUGUGCUGAGAAUGGGCUGUUCAUCUAGUUAACUGCAUUUACAAUAGAUAGAGCCCAUAUGUGGGCAAAAGUUACAACUCUUCCUGAACAAUUAAACCUAAUGUCUGGUGUGGGAGAUACUGCUAUACAGAGAUGGGUGGGAGGGGGAACAUGAAGAGGGAAGUUGAAGAGAGAGUCUAGUAGACUAUUUUGUGCCUUGACUGGAAGUUAUAUUCUUGACUUACACUUCUGGCCAGUUGGUUGUGGAGGAAAGUCACUUAUGAAAACUAUUGAUGAUAUUGCCUUCUACAAAGCAGAAAUGCAGAUACUCAACAUAUUUGCUCCGAAACAUCCAUUUCCUGUUUGAGAUUUUACCCAAAAAAAUCCUAAAAUCUACAUUCCAGGUGUGGUUGGGUUGUUGUUUUUUUUGAGUAUAAAGUGUUACCCAGAUCUGAUCGAAUUGGCAGUUGUUAGAAUAUUCAUAAAAAUCUUUGGUAGAUCAUUUUGUGUGACUAAGUUCUAUUGCAUCUGAACUUUACAUUAUUUCUAAAUAAAAUCUGAGUGGACCAC